UCCGGUAGCUCGGGGUGUCUCGGUUUCUCUGCGCCGCGGCACUUCUCAGACCGUGCUCCCUGAAGGACCAGGAAACGUCUCUGGGGCGCCGGGAAAGGUGAGAAAGUCCAGCUACCUCUAGGCGCAAGGAGAGGAGCCAGUGAGCCGAGAGAGAAGCAGAGCUGACCCGCGCCUAGGCACGGGCUUCAGGCCCUGCGGCAGGGAGGUCCCCGAGCCCCUCUCGAACCGACGCGCAGUAGAGUUGCCACGCGGGCAGCGCGGGAGAUGGGCGGGCCUGGGCUCCGCGCCUCCCGCGUUCCGGCCGCAGCUCCGGCGCUGGGGGCGGGAAGGGGAGGAGCCACGUGGGGAGGAGCAAAACCCGGAGGCCCCGGGAACCUUAGAGCCAGAGCGGCGGGAGCCCGAGCCCGCGCCUGCUACUCCGGGAGCGCGCCGUCCAGGCCAAGCACCGCCGCAGCUUGCCUUCUGUGUGCAGUUUGGAGAAGGGCCGGUGCUUACGAGGAAGAGGGUCCUGAGCUCUAAUCCCUAUUCAAGAGCUGCCGGGCUGCCCGUUGCCCCUGCUGCCCCAGUGGGGCUCGGCCCCUCCCGCCACCUGCGUCCCGGCUGAGCCAUGGAUCCUUCGGAGAAGACGAUAUCGGUGUGGAUCUGCCAGGAGGAGAAACUGGUGUCCGGUCUCUCUCGUCGCACCACUUGCUCGGACGUAGUGCGGGUGCUCUUGGAGGAUGGCUGCCAGCGGCGACGCCGGCAGAGGCGAGGCCGGCGGCGGGGCAUAGCUGGCGACCCGCCAGGCCCAGGGGAGCUGCCGGAACCCCUGGACGAGGACGAGGACGAGGACGAUGACGAGGCGCUGCCCCAGGGCAUGUUGUGCGGGCCCCCGCAGUGCUAUUGCAUUGUGGAGAAGUGGCGGGGCUUUGAGCGCAUCCUGCCCAACAAGACGCGCAUCUUGCGCCUCUGGGACGCCUGGGGCGACGAGCGAGAGAACGUACGCUUCGUGCUGGUGCGUAGCGAGGCGUCGCUGCCCAACGCGGGACCCCGCAGUGCCGAGGCGCGCGUUGUGCUCAGUCGCGAGCGCACCUGCUCCGCCCGGGGCGUCCCGGCGCGGCCCAGCCUGGCCCUGACCCAGGAGAAGCAGCGACGGGUGGUGCGGAAGGCCUUCCGCAAGCUGGCCAAGCUCAACCGGCGGCGCCAGCAGCAGCCGUCGUCACCUUGCUCGUCCACUUCGUCGUCCACAGCCUCGUCCUGCUCGUCGUCGCCGCGGGCCGCUGAGAGCGCGUCGGUGGAGCGCAUGGAGACGCUGGUGCAUUUGGUGCUCUCCCAGGACCACACCAUCCGUCAGCAGGUGCAGCGGCUCCGGGAGCUGGACCGAGAGAUUGAUCGCUACGAGGCCAAGGUGCAUCUGGACCGCAUGAGGCGGCACGGAGUGAACUACGUGCAGGACACCUACUUGGUGGGCGCAGGCAUCGAGCUCGACGGACGCGGCCCGGGAGAGGAGCCGGCGACGGCGACACCGGCCCUGGACGGCGAGGCUCAGGCGGUUGAGCUGGAGGAGCUGGCCCGGCGCUGCGACGACCUGCUGCGGUUGCAGGAGCAGCGGGCCCAACAGGAGGAGUUGCUCGAGCGCCUCUCAGCCGAAAUCCAGGAGGAACUGAACCAGAGGUGGAUGCGGAGGCGCCAGGAGGAGCUUGCAGCGCGGGAGGAGCCCCCGGAGGUUGAUGCCGGCCUCGACGGUGAGCUGCUGCUGGAGCGGGAGCGGGUCAGGACGCAGCUCAGCACCAGCCUCUACAUCGGGCUCCGGCUCAACACGGACCUUGAGGCCAUCAAGUCGGACUUAGAUUACAGCCAGCAGCAGUGGGACAGCAAGGAGCGCGAGCUACAGGGCCUUCUCCAGACUUUGCACUCGUUGGAGCUGACGGUAGCUCCCGAUGGGACUCCGGUCUCGAGUGGUCCCUCGCAGGAACCCCGGCCUCAGUCCUGCGCCGAGGUGUGGGUGGACCAGGCCCGCGGACUGGCCAAGAGCUGUCCUGGUAACGACGAGGACUCGGAUACUGGGCUGAGCUCUAUGCACAGCCAGGACUCGGACUCGGUGCCUGUGUGCGAAUCCCUUGUGUAGGAGGAGCAGAUAGGGAAAGGGAGACGGCCGAUUCUCCCUUCUUCGUAGACAGCACCGGCUUGACGGGCUCAGGGACCUGAAACCAGGCGGGGAGUGGGCCCGGACCUUCCGCCGGGCAGCAGUGCUCUGACUGGGCGGGGGAGGGCAGGGGACCGCCUGCUCGGCAGCGGCGCUCCUCUGGCCUUGGAGUGAAUGUGGAGGAUGAUACCAGACGAGGAAGCCGGGUCUCCAUUACACACUCUUUCAGGGGAAGAAAGGAGGGAGGAGGUGAGAACCCCCUUAUGUUGGAAAACAAAUGCUCCAGGAAAUUGACGUGGUCCGAGCCCAUUUUCCCAAAAAAAAAAAAAAAAAAGUAUUAUGGAGAUUUCACCAAUCUUUUUUUGUAUGGGAAGGACUGAUGGCAGCUAGAACUUUAGUUUGUGGUAUAAAGUGCUUUUUAAAGAAACACUUGGAUGAAAAGGAAAUUCCUUGAAUGUUAAUUGUGACUGUGAACGUGUUAAAACUAGCCAAAGAGGACGCACUGGUGUUGGUCUCAGCCUUACUCACACCUUUGAUAAAACCCAUAGGCACCAAAAUCCUGGCUGUUUACAUUUAUGCAGAUUUGGGAAUUACCCAACUGCUAAACUCGUUGCCUUUUAUUUUCUUUCAAAGACUAACUUAGUUUUCUCCUAGCAAAUACAGUGUAUGUUAAAAUGGGGUCCUUUUUCCAAAAUCACCUUUUAUUAUUAUAAAAGCCAAACCUAACCCUUGGAGAUACAGAAUCGUGGUAGACAUAACCCCUGGUUAAAAUUUAAUCUAGGCCCUUUGAGAUUUGCUCCUGCAAAGGUAUGUGUGUUGUCGUUUUAUUCUUAUUGCCACCUCAUUCCCUUCAGACACUGUUACUUCAGGAAAAAUAAAAGGGAAGUUGCAGAAUUCAAGUACAACUACAUUUGCUGUUUAAUGAGCAUUCUGGUUGAAAGGAAACAUCUAUGUGUUUGGUCUGGAGCAUGAUUAAGAUGAGGAAGGGACCAAAGGAAACCCACUGUCCCAAGACAAUCAUUUGAAUUCAUAAACACAAAGCCUAAUGAUAGCUUUCUUUUGGAGGCAGAGGUAAAAUCCUCAUUAGAGUGUGACACACGCUACUUGUCUGAAUGGUUUAUGCUGGCAAUAGGCUGAGCUGGUGGUUUUAAAGUUACUGUGCUUCCCUCGCCCCACACCAAGGGUGGUAGGGAGGUGGCUCCUGGACGUUUAUUAACUCAAAAGAAAACACAGAAGUUGGCAGAACAGGACUGCCUGGCAGAAAGGGGCUGUUUUCCUUUUCACUAUUAUUAUUUUAAACUUUGACGGGCUGCUGACGUCAGCAAAUAUGCCUGAAACCUGUAAAGCAAAUAAGCCACAUCACAGGGAGAAAGCCCGUGGGAUUUUCUGAUGCCCUCUUUCUAGAACCUUCCAGUCCUGGCCACCUGAACAUGCUUUUCCAGUCAGCUCUUCAGGCGGUGAAGGCGGUUUUGUUCAUAACAAAGGGUGGUCCAGUCUGCCCAUUUUUUCUUUUAUCCAAAUCAGUUAUAUCCCCCAAAGGCACUUUCUGUGUGGGUAGGAGAAAGGAGAAUGGGAAAAAAGAAAGGAGACAAUAGUUCCUUUUACUAAGAACUUCUGCAAGCCUGAGGAAGGUGAAAUACGGAGAUAAAAAGUACCGAAACAGUGCCUGUGCAUAGAAAGUGCCUAACAAAUCCUAGAUAUUCUUAAAAUUUCAUUCACUUUAAAAAUAAUCAUCAUGGCACUAAGAAUGAGAAGGAAUGCAUAACAGUGAAUGCACCAGCACCAGGAUUUCAGUGUGCCUGGGAAAACUACCUCCUUUCCUGUUCUCCAAGCCUAACAGAAACCCUGAGGAGAAACCAGCAAGCUUGUGCAGGAGAAUAUGAGAUGGAGUAGGCUCCUUAACAACCAGCCCCAUCCUUUUUUGGAACUGAUAGAAUUUAUUGUGUCUUUGAUAUUAAUGAUCCCAUUCUCGGCCAUCUCCCAAACCAAAAAGAUUAUAUCUGGCAUCUCUGUUUACUUCCUUAUAAAACAUGAUUGAUGAUGAUGAUGAUGAUGAUGAUGAUUUGCUAAUUAGAAAAGUUAUAUUCUGUAGUCUUUAUGAUGGUCCUGAAAAUAACAUAAGAAAGAAAAGUCAAUCAAAAUCAUCACCAAAAGCUUAUCACUAUCAAAAUGUGGUAUAUUUCCUUCCAGACCUUUUGAAUUGUGAAGUUUUCAUAUUUUGCUGCUUUUUCAAAUAUAUAUAUAUAAUUUUAAUGAGAAGCCUAUAUGCUUUUAGGCUCAGGUUUUGAUAUAUUCCUUGUCAACGGCUCCAUCCAUCUGUUGGAUGCACUACAGUGCAUAUAACUAUUCUCAUGUUAUUAGGUUGUUCCCAAUAUUUUUUUUUACUAUUAUAAAACAACACUGUGUUAAGCUUCUUUGUGUACAUAUCUGUUUCCCUAAUUAGACACUCCUCCUCAACAAUAAGUUCCCAGAAGGGAUUCCCAGGUCAAAGAGUACAACAUUUAAAGGCUUGAUACUUAAUUGCCAAAUUGCUUUACAAAAGAUUUGGUCUAAUUACAAUCUGCCAUGCAUAACAGUGCCUAUUUCACCACACCUUGACUUUCAUUUGAUAUUAUAUUUUGUUAAGAAAGUAUUUUAACCAAAAUUAAUUAAUUCAUUGGGGCCCCAGGAAUCCAGGACUGGCAACCACUGACUUAAAUAAAAUAUCCUUACAACCUGAAGGGCAAGUCAUAUGACCAGAAGUGUUAAGAGGACAUGGUGCUUUCUCUUCCUCCCACUUCUUUAUCUUCCCUGAACUCUGCUUAUUAAUAGCAAUCUUGUCUCAUAUCAGAGCUGAACAAUGAUCCAUCUGAGCAGAUGGGCCAAAAACUCUACAUGAGUGAGAUUAAGGGGAUUAACGAAUAGAAUCAGAUUUAUAAAAAGAAAAUAUUCAUUAUCUUUUUUCAUCUGAGUCUAGUAGAAAAGGUUAUCCUUAGAAGGUGAUAUCAUAAAACAUAUUUGAUUUUGUGCUUCUCCCUACCCACCCCUAU
This is a messenger RNA of Kogia breviceps (pygmy sperm whale), 5154 nucleotides long. The record is from RefSeq and is a predicted model, not a curated record. NCBI's taxonomy places the organism in Eukaryota, Metazoa, Chordata, Mammalia, Artiodactyla, Physeteridae.